CCCGAGUAUAAAAACCUACCACCCGACCUACGUCCUUAUCAUACACUGUACUCAAUCAAUACAGCAUCAACAUGUACUUCAAAAUCGUAGUAGUCAGCUUCCUCGUGGCGGUCUGCAACGCAGGUCUCAUUGAAGAAGGUCAUGGACAGGCUGUAUCAUCCCAAAGCAUCAUUCGUCACGACCAACCAGCUCAUGGCGCUCAAUACGCCCCAAUUGUGGCUCACGCUGCCCCCAUUCUGACCCAUGCUGCUCCCAUUGUCCAACAUGCUGCACCUCUGAUCCACUCAGCUCCCAUCGUCCAACACCUUGCCCCAGUUGCCCAUGUAGCCCAUGCUGCUCCCAUCGCCGUUGCCCGUGCUGAGCCUAUUGAAGAGCACGCCCCUGCCCACUACGAGUUCUCCUACUCCGUAGAAGACCCUCACACCGGUGACCACAAGUCACAACACGAGAGCCGCGAAGGUGAUGUCGUCAGGGGUGAAUACUCUCUGGUACAGCCCGAUGGUGCCGUCAGAACUGUUGAAUACACCGCUGAUGCUCACAACGGUUUCAACGCCGUUGUACACAACUCAGCCCCUUCUGCACAUGCUGUACCCGCUCAAGUACACGCUGCCCCAGUAGUACAUGCUGCCCCAGUAGUUCACGCUGCCCCAGUAGUACACGCAGUUCACGCUCCAGUCUACCAUGCUGCCCCAGUUCUGGCUCAUCAUGUCGCAGUAAUCCUGUCCGUGCUGGCAUUAGCAGCAGCUGGUGUGGUCCAAAUCGGCCACGGAUACAGCGGCGAGGGCUAUGGCCACGAGGCAGCAUAUGCACCAGUCGCUCAAGUAGCUCAGUAUGAGGGGCACGACGAGCACGUCGAUUACCAUGCCCACCCUAAAUACGACUACUCGUACUCUGUGUCUGACCCUCACACCGGGGAUCACAAGGAACAGCACGAAGCUCGUGAUGGCGAUGUCGUAAAGGGCGAGUACUCUCUUCUUCAACCUGACGGUUCUUUCCGCAAGGUCACUUACACCGCUGAUGAUCACAACGGUUUCAACGCAGUAGUCCACAACACAGCGCCAGUCCAUCCCGAGUACCACCACUAAAUAUACG
This is a messenger RNA of Danaus plexippus (monarch butterfly), 1092 nucleotides long. Its product is annotated as cuticle protein 19.8-like. NCBI's taxonomy places the organism in Eukaryota, Metazoa, Arthropoda, Insecta, Lepidoptera, Nymphalidae. Bases 72 to 1085 code for a protein of 337 amino acids. Gene Ontology annotation, cellular component: extracellular matrix. The transcript has 7 exons. The record is from RefSeq and is a predicted model, not a curated record.